Molecule: messenger RNA, 879 nt
Organism: Podospora bellae-mahoneyi
Lineage: Eukaryota; Fungi; Ascomycota; Sordariomycetes; Sordariales; Podosporaceae
Exons: 3
Coding region: 1-879 (292 amino acids)
Source: RefSeq, a predicted model, not a curated record
AUGGCGUCCCUAGAGAGGUAUUAUCUGCGCCAUAUGGACGGCGUUUUCGUGCCAUCGAGGACACCCAGACUUUUCAAUGGAGAUCGCUCGGCUGUCCUGUGCCACGAAGUGUACGGACAAUACCAUCAGUAUCAAUGGCGCCUCUUCUCGGGACACAGUCCCACAACCAACAGAGGGAUACGUGAUCCCGAGAACACAUUUCGACUUGUUCAGCAUCUGCACGACGGCAAGACCCGAGAGCAAGUGAAGACUCUGCUGAGGUCCACAAUAUCGAGCGCAUCUGACGAAGAAUGUGAAAGGUACAUUGACCUGGCGGCCCCUCUCCUCACUAUGAUGAAGACCGGCGUUCCGAAGAAUCAACUCAUGACCCGCAGUUUACUCCGAUGGGAGCAGGGAACAAUCAGGGACUUUGUGAGUGACUUCUUCAAGGAGUCACCCAAACUCAGUUACGAACGAAUCAGACUGCCGAAGAUUUUCAAUGCUUGGAGCAUCCAUAAGGUCGGAGGGAUCAAUAUCAGCUUUACUGACAACCUUGCUGACCAUCUGCUGUUGACUGAUGAUGAUUCAACGCUGUUGAUAUUUCAUCAUGCCUCGUUCCUAGAGUGCCACCUACAGCCAUUCCCGGCACCUCUAUACCCGGCAGACCUCGUUCAUAAACAACUGUCCACCAUUGCGCUCCUUCUCCCACACAUCAGGACAACACCCAACUGGAAUCGACCCUCGCUCUCUAUUUGUGGCACCCUCCAAGCCCACGACCGUCAGAUCGAACGGUUCCACUUCUGGAGAGACAGGCUGGUGAUCCUGAAACAGACCUAUGAUGAUACUACGCCGAGCUCUCUCCAACAGUGGUGGUACGAUCGUCGGAACGGGGUGCAAUGA